Molecule: messenger RNA, 2336 nt
Organism: Salmo salar (Atlantic salmon)
Lineage: Eukaryota; Metazoa; Chordata; Actinopteri; Salmoniformes; Salmonidae
Product: signal peptide peptidase-like 2A
Biological process (GO): membrane protein proteolysis
Cellular component (GO): lumenal side of endoplasmic reticulum membrane; lysosomal membrane; Golgi-associated vesicle membrane
Molecular function (GO): aspartic endopeptidase activity, intramembrane cleaving
Source: RefSeq, a predicted model, not a curated record
AGUGAAUGCAUUGAUAAAAUGUAGUGCAUGUCAGCGUUUGCCAAGAUGUUGUCAGCUGUCACGAGAUCCAUCAGCAUGAGGAACAGGAAGGGAAUGGUUAACUCUAAAAAACGAUGAUGCGAGUACAAUAAAAGGGACGAUAUUGAAACUAGUGGUGUGCCCAAUUACAGAUGAUAGUUUUUUUUCUAGAGAAUCCGAUUUUUACUCAAUUCUGUAUGUUACCGACAUGGCAAAAACUCCGUGGAUUAUUAUUUUAUCAGUCAUUCUCCGGUCAUCUCAGGUGAUCUGUCAAGAGGCAAUCUUGCACAUCUCAAAUGGAGCCACAGAUAAAGAAUACUGCCUGGUCUACAACUCCUUAUGGACCAACCUGUCACUCUCACUCAGCGCUGCUACUGCGUAUCCCCUGGUGAACCUGUCGUCCAGGAAACUGUGUAGCUCUGCAGGGGUGAGCCCAGCCAUAGUGAGAGGCAAGGUGGUGGUGGUCAUGAGAGGGGAGUGUAACUUAAGCCAGAAGGCUGUGGUUGCCCAAGACCUGGGGGCUGCCGCUCUGAUCGUUGCCAGCACUAAAUCUAUGAGUCCCCCGGGAGCCAAUGUGACAGAGUAUGAGAAAGUCCAGAUUCCGCUGGCUCUGAUGAGAUACAUGGACUUCCUGGACGCACAGAGUGUGUUUGGUGAGGAGAUGCAGGUUAGGCUGUAUGCCCCGGCGGUGCCUGUGUUUGAUGUCAGCAUUGUGGUCAUGCUUCUCAUAGGAGUGGUGACUGUUGCUCUGGGAGGCUACUGGAGCGGAGCCUGUGAGAGAGAGAGGCUGAGUGCGUCUCGAGGAGGAGGGGGAGGAGAGAAGAGUGACAGUGGGGACUUGGCUCUGUACUCUCCCCUAAAGGUGGUCAUUUUUGUAGGUCUGAUGUGUCUGAUGCUGGUACUCAUGUACUUCUUCUACAAGUACCUGGUGUAUGUGAUCAUCGCCAUAUUCUGCCUAGCGUCAGCCACCGCCCUCUUCAGCUGUCUGGACGCCCUGUUGGACCUGGCCAAGUGUAGCCCCAUGAGUGUGACGGUCCUGGGUGGGAGUGUAUCUGUGAGGUCGGUGCUGCUGUCUGCUGUGUGUGUCACCGUAGCUGUGGUCUGGGGAGUCUACAGGAACGAGGACAGAUGGAUCUGGAUCCUGCAGGACCUCCUGGGUGUGGCCUUCUGUCUCAACUUCCUGAAGACCAUCUCCCUGUCCAACUUCAAGAUCUGUGUGAUCCUGUUGAGUCUGCUGCUGUUGUAUGAUGUGUUUUUUGUCUUCAUCACUCCUCUGUUCAUGCCGAAUGGGGAGAGUAUCAUGGUCCAAGUGGCCCUGGGUCCAGAUGCAUCAGGAGAGAAGGGUAACACGGUGGAGGUGUCAGCCGAACCCUCGACUCCAUAUGAGAAACUCCCGGUAGUGAUGCGUGUUCCACGGUUCUCUGCGUGGACACAGAACCUGUGUGGCAUGCAGUUCUCCAUCCUGGGCUACGGGGACAUCAUCGUACCAGGUCUUCUUGUGGCCUAUUGCAGCAGGUUUGAUGUGUGGGUCAACAGCCCCAAGAAGGUCUACCUUUUCUGCUGCUGCAUAGCCUACCUGUGUGGUAUGGUUUUGACGUUUGCGGUGAUGUUGGUGACUAAGAUGGGGCAGCCAGCCCUGCUCUACCUGGUUCCAUUCACCCUGCUAGGAUCUGCUCUGCUGGCCUGGAGGAGAGGGGAGAUGAGGCAGUUCUGGAACGGGACCACAUACGAGGUGUUGGACUCCACCAGGGAACCCUUAUUGCCAGAUGGAACACCUGACUAUGGCAGCGGAGGAGGAAAGUGCUGACUACAGCUGAUCUAGGAGCCAACUAACAAACCAACCACAGGGGCUCUUUUCUACUCUUCAAAUCAAGCAUCUAGUUUAUCAUCCAUGGGAUGCAAGGGAAAUACUAUAGCUAGUCUAUGAAUCAAUAAGGAUUUAUACUGGGGAGGGGUCAGGGGUGGGUUAGGGGUUGUACUGUGUGGGUCUCUGUUGAUUGGGCAGUGAGACAGUUUAAUUUGAGAGGCUUACUAGUGGCUAAGAAUGCAGUGGUUAACUAGUGGCUAAGAACUAUAAUAUUAAAAUGAUGCCUAAACUGUGUUGCCUUGGUAAAAGAUACAAGUGAUUUAUUGAGAAAGCACUUUAAUACUCAUGUUGGCAGGUUUUGGAGGAUUUUAAAUUCAAAGUUAAACUGUCGGUGAAGAUUUUUUUUUUUCUUCGAUAACAGCUGUUCUGGGGUUUUCUGUGUAACUUGUUUGUUUUAUUGAGAAACACAAUCUUUGAUUGCUUUUGUUGCCUUUAAAUUAGUCCAAUCUGA